Messenger RNA from Zygosaccharomyces rouxii, 4785 nucleotides. RefSeq lists its product as uncharacterized. The record is from RefSeq and is a predicted model, not a curated record. Lineage: Eukaryota; Fungi; Ascomycota; Saccharomycetes; Saccharomycetales; Saccharomycetaceae. Bases 1 to 4785 code for a protein of 1594 amino acids. The transcript has a single exon.
AUGAUUCGGUCGCUUUAUUCGUUGCUGUUCCUAGCUGCCCCCCUCGUUGUCGCAUUGGGUGGGUCCAGUACUACCACGGCCAGUCCGGCACCAUAUGGAUUGACACGUAGAGAAGAACAUCAAGUGGUUGACCUCUACGACGCUUGUCCAGUUCGAAACAUAUUGAAUUCUUUGGGCGCUGAAAAGCUUAUUUCAUUUGACAUGGAGGUUACCGAUGUUUCGUACCUAGGCGGUAACACUUAUAACGUGACAAUUCACGUUUCUGGUAAAAUCAAUAUUGCUUCCUAUCUUUUCAGGGGCUUGCACGUCUCUGACAUCGACGGCCCAGACUCAGAAGUUACUUUGUACAGUACUACCACUCCAAACCUGUUAAACCUCCUUUGUCCUUCGGACUACACUGCCAAUUUCCUAGUUUACGGUGUGGAACAAGGUGAUACUGUCUGGUUACCAAGUUUCCGCUUGGUCUACGAAUAUAGCAACGGUUUACCCGGUGUAUUAGAAACUGUCAAUCAGCUUGAGUUAAUCACUGGUUGUUUAGAAGUGGAUAGUUCUCUUUCUGGUUAUUACUGGCCAACUCCAGAUGACGAUAGCUCUAGCGCUCCUCCAUCCGGCUCUGGCCUCCCACAAAGUGCUCCUUCAACUAAUUCAUGCUUCCAAUCAAGUACCUCUGCUCCAACUUCAAGUCAAAGUGACACUCUCCAAAAUAAAGAUCCAGUAGGGUAUUCCACAGCACCGAUAAGCAGUGCUUCUAGUAGUUCAUCUGCUGCACAAACAAGCGCUGCUUCCAGUGGUCCAUCUGCUGCACCAGUAACCGAUGCUUCCAGUACUUCUUCUUCUGCACCAACGAGCGGUGCUACCAGUGGUUCAUCCGCUCCAAGCAAUGACGCUAACUCUAGCACUUCUGGUUCAUCCGCUGCACAAGCAAACACUGUUUCCAGUAGUUCAUCUGCUGCACCAGCAACCGAUGCUUCCAGUAGCUCUUCUUCUGCACCAACGAGCGGUACUACCAGUGGUUCAUCCGCUCCAAGCAAUGGCGCUAACUCUAGCACUUCUGGUUCAUCCGCUGCACAAGCAAACACUGUUUCCAGUAGUUCAUCUGCUGCACCAGCAACCGAUGCUUCCAGUAGCUCUUCUUCUGCACCAGCAACCGAUGCUUCCAGUACUUCUGGUUCAUCUGCUGCACCAACAAACGCUGCUUCCAGUAGUUCAUCUGCUGCACCAGUAACCGAUGCUUCCAGUACUUCUUCUUCUGCACCAACGAGCGGUGCUACCAGUGGUUCAUCUGCUCCAAGCAAUGACGCUAACUCUAGCACUUCUGGUUCAUCCGCUGCACAAGCAAACACUGUUUCCAGUAGUUCAUCUGCUGCACCAGCAACCGAUGCUUCCAGUAGCUCUUCUUCUGCACCAGCAACCGAUGCUUCCAGUAGCUCUUCUUCUGCACCAACGAGCGGUUCUACCAGUGGUUCAUCUGCUCCAAGCAACGACGCUAACUCUAGCACUUCUGGUUCAUCGGCUGCUCAAACAAACACUGCUUCCAGUAGCUCUUCUUCUGCACCAACGAGCGGUUCUACCAGUGGUUCAUCUGCUCCAAGCAACGAUGCCAACUCUAGCACUUCUGGUUCAUCUGCUACACAAACCAACGGAGCUUCCACUGGCCCAUCCUCUGGAUCAGGCAGUGGUGUGAACUCUACCACCCUUCGUUCAAACGGUAAUGGUUCUAACGGCAAUGGUUCCAACGGUGCAUCAUCUGUUCCAAGUACUUCCACUGGCGCUGCCGCUGAAACAACUAGCGGUGCCUCUACUGGUCCAUCUUCUGGAGCAGGCAGUGGUGUGAACUCUACUACCUCUGGUUCAAACGGUAACGUUUCCAACGGCAAUGGUUCCAACGGUGCAUCUUCUGUUCCAAGUACUUCCACCGGUUUCCCAGCUGGUUCAACUGGCGGUGCUAACUCUACCGCCUCUGGUUCAAACGGCAAUGGUUCAAACGGUAAUGGCUCUAACGGUGCAUCCUCUGUUCCAAGUACUUCCACUGGCGCUGCCGCUGGAACAACUAGCGGUGCUAACUCUACCGCCUCUGGUUCUAACGGUAAUGGUUCCAACGGUAAUGGCUCUAACGGUGCAUCUUCUGUUCCAAACACUUCCACUGGUGCUGCUAACUCUGCCACCUCUGGUUCAAACGGCAAUGGUUCCAACGGUAAUGGCUCUAACGGUGCAUCCUCUGUUCCAAACACCUCCACUGGUUUCCCCGCUGGUUCAACUGGCGGUGCUAACUCUACCACCUCUGGGUCAAACGGCAAUGGCUCCAACGGUAAUGGCUCUAACGGUGCAUCCUCUGUUCCAAGUACUUCCACUGGCGCUGCUGCUGGAACAACUAGCAGUUCCUCCACAGGUCCAUCCUCUGGAUCAGGCAGUGGUGCUAACUCUACCACCUCUGGUUCAAACGGCAACGGUUCAAACGGUAAUGGCUCUAACGGUGCAUCCUCUGUUCCAAGUACUUCCACCGGUUUCCCAGCUGGUUCAACUAGCGGUGCUAACUCUACCGCCUCUGGUUCAAACGGCAACGGUUCUAACGGUAAUGGCUCUAACGGUGCAUCCUCUGUUCCAAACACUUCCACUGGUGCUGCUAACUCUGCCACCUCUGGUUCAAACGGCAAUGGUUCCAACGGUAAUGGCUCUAACGGUGCAUCCUCUGUUCCAAACACCUCCACUGGUUUCCCCGCUGGUUCAACUGGCGGUGCUAACUCUACCACCUCUGGGUCAAACGGCAAUGGCUCCAACGGUAAUGGCUCUAACGGUGCAUCUUCUGUUCCAAACGGCAACGUUUCCAACGGCAAUGGUUCCAAUGGUGCAUCAUCUGUUCCAAACACUUCAACUGGUUCCUCUUCCGGAUCGAGCACCGUUGCUUCCGACAGCGCUUCCAACAGUGUGCCACCGAACACUUCCUCGAUCAGUUCGUCCAAUAGUGCUUCCAACUCUGCUUUAUUGAACAGUAACUCUUCCUCUCCAACUUCAAGCAGUGGCGUCGCAGGUAACACAGUCCCAAUUACCACUAUCUCUGGUACUACUAUCCCAGGUACUACUAUCCCAGGUAGCACUGUCCCAGGUACUACUAUCCCAGGUAGCACUGUCCCAGGUACUACUAUCCCAGGUAGCACUAUUCCAGGGACUACCAUCGCAGGUAGCUCCGUCCCAGGUAAGAAUGUCUCAGGUAACAUUGUCCCAGGUAGCACCAUCCCUGCUAGUACCCUUCCAGGAAGCAUUGUCCCAGGCACUACAAUCCCAGGUAGUACCGUUUCAGGCACUACAGUCCCAAGUAGCGUCAUUCCAGGUAGCACUGUCCCAGGUACUACUAUCCCAGCUAAAACUGUUGUAGGUGGUGGAGAUUCUCCAUCUACUUUCACCGCUUCCAAUACAGCUGCAGGUGCAAGUGGCGUUACAGGUACUUCUGUCGCCGGUAACAACAACGGUGUGAACGGUGAACAAACUCCACAAGUUCAAACCAUCACUAGAACUGUCCAACCAACCGGUGGUCAAACAACCCCACAAGUCCAAACGAUUAUGACAACCAUUCAACCAACCGGUGGCAACAACGCUGGCAACGGUAACAACGGCGCUAACAACAACGGUGCUAACAACGCAGGCAAUGGUGAUAACUCUGGAAGCGGUAACAACGGUAACAACAACAACGGCGCUAACAACGCGGGCAAUGGUAACAAUGGUAACAACAACGGUGGUAACAACUCUGGCAACGGCAACAACUCUGGCAACGGUAACAACAACGACGCUAACGGUGAACAAACUCCACAAGUUCAAACCACCACUAGAACUUUCCAACCAACCGGUGGUCAAACAACCCCACAAGUCCAAACGAUUAUGACAACCAUUCAACCAACCGGUGGCAACAACGCUGGCAACGGUAACAACGGUGCCAACAACAACGGUAGCAACGGUGCCAACAACAACGGCGCUAACAACGCGGGCAAUGGUAACAAUGGUAACAACAACGGUGGUAACAAUUCUCGCAACGGCAACAACUCUGGCAACGGUAACAACAACGACGCUAACGGUGAACAAACUCCACAAGUUCAAACCAUCACCAGAACCGUUCUGCCAACUGGUGGCGAAACAACCCCACAAGUUCAAACCAUUAUCACCACCAUUCAACCAACCGGUGGCAACAACGCUGGAAACGGUAACAACGACGCUAACAACAACGGCAAUGGUGACAACGGUGCUAACGGUGCUAAUAAUAACGGUGCGAGCGGUGAACAAACUCCACAAGUUCAAACCAUCACCAGAACCGUUCAGCCAACUAGUGGUCAAACAAGCCCACAAGUCCAAACCAUCAUGACAACCAUUCAACCAACCGGUCGCAACAACGCUGGCAACGGUAACAACAACGGCGGUAACAACAACGGCAAUGGUAACAACAACGGCAAUGGUAACAACAACGGCAAUGGUAACACUGUCCCAGUGUCCGUCUCCGUUUCCGUCCAAAUCGUAACUCAAACUCAAACUGUUACUGAAACAGCUGCUCCUUCCGACAACUGUGUCUGUCCAACUGGUGCAGCUGCAGCCGCCAUUCCUUCAGCCUCUAACUCAGGUUACUCUAACAACACUGUACCUGUAAAGAGGGAAGCACCAAUCGUUAAGCCUGUUGGUAAAGACAUCACUGCCCUACCAACGGUUGCUCCUCAAACCGUCUCUCAGGGAUCAGCUGGAAGAUUGGUGAACCCAGUCAACGGACUCUUGUUGAGUCUAUUGACUUCAUUACCUUUCUUCUAA